Molecule: messenger RNA, 2169 nt
Organism: Spodoptera littoralis (African cotton leafworm)
Lineage: Eukaryota; Metazoa; Arthropoda; Insecta; Lepidoptera; Noctuidae
Source: the annotation of a GenBank genome assembly
AUGAUGGAACACGUGCGAAUAUUUGAUUGGUGCUCAUCAGCACAUGAUAGGUACUUUGUAGAGGAAACAGACUUAGAUAAUUGCAAUACUGAGAAAAUCCUGAGGAAUAAGUUCAUUGACCCUUUAGUAUCUAGCGACUCUGAAGAUGAAGCUCCUAAGAAAAUUGACUGGGAUGAAGUAUUUCAAGAUAAAAAGACUCACAAUGGCAGAUUGCAUGUGCCAUGUCUCCGUCGGGUAGCUCAGUACCCAAAGUUGUCUAAAUUGGCUCCUAACAAACAUUAUCAGAUGUUAAAGGUUUUAUGUACUGAGAAUCCUCAUAUUUUAGGAGAUUCCUUUAUAGGCAAGCCUUCCAGACAAGACUUUAAAGUAUUUGAGACUGAAAAAGAGACAUAUUUAGCUGAACAAAAAGAGUACAGAGACUGGGCGAAGACAAUCUGGACAACUGAUCACUUUAUUCGUGCUUUACGACCGAAACCUUUAGUGGAGGCUGUGUACGAGGCUGAGUUCAAAAUGAAAGCUUUACGGAUGCGCAGCCUACCAAAGCAAUAUGAUUUGGCUGCUCAGAUAACUCUUGAUAGUACGAGGAGUAACUGUGAUGCUGUGCUUAAACAGGAAUUGAUUGGUGUGUCCUCAGCGGAAGUACCUUUAAUUCAAUUGCCAAGGAAAAUAACGAAAGCAAUCAAUAUUAUUACACCUUGCAUAGUGCCAGAACCAUGCCAGAAACAUCCUUACCAAAUUGUAUUACCUCAUGAAAAUACACUAUCAAUGAUGCCAAUAACAGAGGUACACAAAGAGCUGGCAACCUUUGCAUGGACCAAUGGAGUACAGUACAUAGCAAGUGAAAAUGCUCUGAAGUGUCUUGUACAGUGGAACCGAUAUUGGACAAUACCCCUGUCUGUUUGUGAAAGUCUUAGUCCUGACGGCGACAAAGCUAAUGUAGUAGUAUUGGACAGUGAGUUCUCAGUGAAAAAAGAAGUUGCAACAAUCAGGACCUACAAAGCGUUCAGACAUUUACUAGAAUCCACACUUAUACCGUUAGCAGAAAAGGAGAAAGCACGGAAGAAUUAUACAAAUAAAGAAAAGCCAAAAGAAAUAGGUACCAAAUUCUAUGUGAAUGCAAAAUCUAUAUUUGAAAGCAGUGAGUUAUCAAGUGAUGAGGAGGAGGAAAGUUUAGUUAUUGAUACAGGAGAGGUCACAGAGUUUGACUCAUCAAACCCAAAAAAGAGGUUGAAGACUGAAGAUAGCGUGAGAAGGUCGGCUCGAUUGACAAGUAACGAGAGCAUUGGGUACAAUACCAGGGCUGCUAGUCGCAGGGUCAGUGAGGAGUGCCAGGACAUAGGAGUCUAUAGCUGCACUUGUAAAGAUACGAUCUAUGAAAAGCCUCCACGUCGUUCCUAUAAAAAGUGGCAGUUUAGAAACAAAACAGACAAUGAACACCUCGACGUUAUCAUACAUUGUCCACACAAAGCUAGGGAUGGCUCAAGGGAACUAAUAUUUGAACCAACACCAGAAUACCAGUUAGAUUUAGGAGCCAGUGAACAAUCCAUAGACAGCUUGCGAAGCGUCGCCCUUUCACUCGCGCUCAGGAAGAAUGCUGCUGUAGUAAAUGUUCGCGUGGAUGGAUCGGGAGGUGACAUAGCGACGAUCGACCAGCUGACUGCCGAAAGGUUUACAAAGAAACACCCUGACGUGACACGAGAAGUCAUCACCGCCGUGCAUACCACCCUCAGUCAGUUGCAGGGGCUACUGCCUGGGCACUAUGUACUGCUACAUGAGCCAAGUCAUGGAGCAAAUAGUUUGCUUCUAUCGUCCCGGUCUGGCCGUGGCGCUCGCCUACUGCUUCAGUUUGACAGCUCCCAGCUGGCCGAGGCGGACGAAGCACGCAUGGUGCGCAACCCGCCUGUAAUCAGCAAUGCACUACUACCAUACCACAAAUACCGUAAAAUUCUACCCUGCGCCUUCACGCCUUACGAGACACAAUUAGCCAAAGAGGUAAAAAAACCGGCGACUAAGAAGAAAACCCCACCACAAGCUCUCAAGUUGCAAGCGGAGCAGCCGGAUAGCGAGGCCAGUCCAAAGGUACCAUUGGGGUUAUCCAACGAAUUUGUCUUUCUUCCCGACGUAAAGUAUCACACUGAGUGCAAUGGCUUACAGAGAUUAGCCUGGUAG